AUGCCUGAAGGCGGAAAGAGUGUGCCAAAGAAGGGCAACAAGAAAGCUUUGCCCAAGAAGUCCAAGGAUGGCAGGAAGAGAAGAAAGGCCAGGAAGCAGAGCUAUGCCAUCUACGUCUACAAGGUCCUGAAGCAGGUCCAUCCCGACACCGGCAUCUCCUCUAAGGCCAUGAGCAUCAUGAACUCCUUCGUCAGUGACAUCUUCGAGCGCAUUGCUGGUGAGGCCUCCCGUCUGGCUCUCUACAACAAGCGCUGCACCAUCACCUCCAGGGAGAUCCAGACUGCUGUCCGCCUGCUGCUGCCAGGAGAGCUGGCCAAGCACGCCGUGUCUGAGGGCACCAAGGCUGUCACCAAGUACACCAGCUCCAAGUAA
Molecule: messenger RNA, 372 nt
Organism: Cheilinus undulatus (humphead wrasse)
Lineage: Eukaryota; Metazoa; Chordata; Actinopteri; Labriformes; Labridae
Product: late histone H2B.L4-like
Exons: 1
Coding region: 1-372 (123 amino acids)
Cellular component (GO): nucleosome
Molecular function (GO): structural constituent of chromatin; DNA binding; protein heterodimerization activity
Source: RefSeq, a predicted model, not a curated record